Molecule: messenger RNA, 876 nt
Organism: Elephantulus edwardii (Cape elephant shrew)
Lineage: Eukaryota; Metazoa; Chordata; Mammalia; Macroscelidea; Macroscelididae
Product: MHC class I polypeptide-related sequence A-like
Exons: 4
Coding region: 1-876 (291 amino acids)
Biological process (GO): antigen processing and presentation of endogenous peptide antigen via MHC class I via ER pathway, TAP-independent; positive regulation of T cell mediated cytotoxicity; immune response
Cellular component (GO): external side of plasma membrane
Molecular function (GO): signaling receptor binding; peptide antigen binding
Source: RefSeq, a predicted model, not a curated record
AUGGCCCUCCAAGCACUCAAGCCAAAAAGAAGCCUGCGCAGUCUUCAUUAUGACAUCACAGUGGGUUCAUUGGAUGGAUUUGUGCAACAGCGAUUCAUUGUUAAGGUAUAUUGGAAUGGCGAGCAUGUCCUGCACUUCGACAGUGAGAAAGGCCAGGCAAAGCCACAGGAUCAGUGGGCACAAGCCAUCCUGAGGAAUAGAAACUGGGAGAUCACAGAGACUACAGAGUUUAAAGAGAUGGGGUCGAAUCUCAGACUGACUCUGUCACACAUUUUGAAGCUGGAGGAUCAGAAAAAAGCUUCUCAUUCCCUCCAGGAGAUGCUGGGUUGUGAGAUCAAAGAAAACAGCAUCAUAGCCUUCUGGGAAUACUGCUAUGAUUGGAAGACCUCUAUCUCCUAUGACCUGAAGACCCAGAGAUGGAUGGUGUCCACGUCCUCGACCCAGAUCCAGGCUAUUAAAAUAAAGGAGUCCUGGGAUAAAGAUAAGGAGAAACAGAAGGAUUACAAUCACCGAGUGAAAGGAGAUAUUUGUAAAAGAUUGCAAAAUCUGGACUCCUGGACAGACUUGACAGAGAGGACAGUGUCCCCAGUGGUGAAUGUGAACCACAGUGACCCCACGGAGGAAAAUGUCACCCUGACGUGCUGGGCUUCUGGUUUCUAUCCCCGGAAUAUCUCACUGAUCUGGUUACAAGAUGGGGACCCUCUGAGCAGCCAAGACUCCCAGUUCCGUGGGUGUGUCCUGCCUCAUGCAAAUGGAACCUAUGAGACCUGGGUGUCCAUAAAGGUUCCCCAAGGAAAGGAACAUAUGUACAGCUGCCGUGUGGAACACAAUGGGAAGAAAAGUACCUACCCAGUGACCUUAGGUGAGCACGGGUAA